Cryptococcus wingfieldii CBS 7118 is the source of this 432-nucleotide messenger RNA. Its product is annotated as DNA-directed RNA polymerase I, II, and III subunit RPABC2. The coding region runs from base 1 to 432 and encodes 143 amino acids. Gene Ontology annotation, molecular function: DNA binding; DNA-directed RNA polymerase activity. The transcript is spliced from 5 exons. The record is from RefSeq and is a predicted model, not a curated record. Gene Ontology annotation, cellular component: nucleus; RNA polymerase III complex; RNA polymerase II, core complex. NCBI's taxonomy places the organism in Eukaryota, Fungi, Basidiomycota, Tremellomycetes, Tremellales, Cryptococcaceae. Gene Ontology annotation, biological process: DNA-templated transcription.
AUGUCUGACGACGGCCAGAUGGAAUUCGAGGGGGGUGACUACCAGGAGUAUGACCCGGAUACCAUGAUCCACGAAGACCACGCUGAGGGUGAAGAGGAAGAAGCCAACGGUGACGCCGACGAAAACAUGAUUGUCGAGUCUGGUGUCCCAGAAGGCGACCGUCCACGCACAGGCAAAGCCGCCAAAGCCAACGAAGUGCGCGUCACAACGCCCUACAUGACGAAAUACGAGCGAGCAAGAGUAUUGGGUACCAGGGCUUUGCAGAUCUCUAUGAACGCCCCCGUGUUGGUACCAGUCGAAGGCGAAACGGACCCGCUCGAGAUUGCGCUCAAAGAGCUGGCGGCCAAGAAGAUCCCUCUUGUCAUACGGCGAUACCUCCCCGACAACUCUUUCGAGGACUGGAAAGUCGAAGAGCUUAUCGUUCAAGAAUAA